Coccomyxa subellipsoidea C-169 is the source of this 1183-nucleotide messenger RNA. RefSeq lists its product as hypothetical. The record is from RefSeq and is a predicted model, not a curated record. The coding region runs from base 131 to 643 and encodes 170 amino acids. The transcript is spliced from 5 exons. Lineage: Eukaryota; Viridiplantae; Chlorophyta; Trebouxiophyceae; Coccomyxaceae.
CUUCCGGAAGCCGAGUCACCGCAAACCUCGGCUUACUUGGACAUCAACAUCAGUGCCAGCAAAACAUAUUCUGUGCUCCCAGUCUGCCUUAAGGUCCCCAACACUCUCAAGGAAGGACUCAGUGCUCGCAAUGGCUCGCGUCGGCAAUGCCAACAGCCACACCGGACUCGUGUGGGGAGUGUACUUCCUGGACCUCCUCGCCUGGAUUAUACUCCUGGCAGGCAUCUCCUCGCUGCAGCGCAAUGACUAUGUCGAGCGCGGUGGGACUGUCUCGGACACCUACUCUUUCCAGUGGUGGGCCGUGAUCUUCCAGCUGAUCACCCUCGUUGGUGUCUUCUACGCUGUGGCGAUGGGCCACCACGAAAUCGGCCGCACCGCCAUUAUCGCUUUCUUGGCCAUCUCCACUGUCCUCCUCUUCGGCGAGACAAACACCUUCUACGGCAGCUACAAGCGUGGACUUGAGCCUCACCGCCGCAUCACCACCUACUUUGUGGGCGCCCUGGUCAGCGCGGCCCUCAACCUGCUGCUCAUCAUUUUGCUGGGCAACACUGCCAUGGAGAUUGUCUCCCCCUUCAGGCGCGGCGGCGUGGCCAAGCACGGCCACCACACUGGAGCCACCACCACCGGCACUGCCACUGUGUAAAUAGACAGUUGUCUGUUCUGUCAAAGACAGCUGCUAUGCAUGCGUGUACUGGAAAGGAUGCGGCUGGCCCUUGUCAGUCUAUAGCGUUCGGUUGACACCUGCAGUGCAUGGGGAAAAGCGGAAGGAUGCGGCUGGCUUUCGUCAGUCUGUAGAGUUCAGUUGACGUGACGUUUAGUUCGAGUUUGCUGCUGCGUACAUAAGUUCAGCGACCGCUCUCUGUCGGGCACAAGAGAGGCCGUGUGCUGUUUUUUGGUCUUCCUCACCAGCAGUGUAUGGAGCUUUUCAAGCGCAACAAAAUUUUGACCCAAGAACGGAUAUAUAUUUUCUUGUACGGCUUGCAUUUUUGCCAACUCCUUGUUCUCUUCCAGCAUGUUGAUUUAAAGCCUGGAUGGACUACAUUAUGUGUCAUUGCUGCGGUCACCCGUGUGCAUGCACUGCUGCACAGCCAUUGCUAGUAUUUGGUGUCGAUGUAGCGCAGCUUGGCUUGUAGCAAUCAAUGUCUUUCGCAAUUGCUGUAACCGGGCAUUUUUAUAGACAUAC